AUGGAAAACAACGAAAACCCAUUUAACAUAGACCCAAAGCAACAGAAAAAGUAUGAGGCAAGAAAGAGAGCUGAGGAAAUCAAAGAACUUGAGGCAAAGUACCAAGAUGACCUAUCCUCAUACACGGAGACAGAGGAAGAGAUGGAGUAUGUAGAAAGCGAAGAAGAGAACAUUGCAAUCCAGGAGGUUAUAGAGAAAAUAAAAAGAAAGGAUCCAGAAAUAUACGAUGGGGAGAAAAAUCUGUUUGAGGAGCUAAAGCAGAGCCACAAAGGAGCUGAGUCUGGUGCGCAAACAAAAACAUCUAGAGAAGCCUCGUACAGACUCAAGGACUACUACAGAGAGCAGACGCUGGACAAAAUGCAGAAAGAAAAAGAGGGCAGUGAUGAAGAGCAGCAGUCAAACCCAGAGGAAGCGACAGACUCAGAGGACCACCAAGAGGAAAGCACAGAGAAGGACAGAAGGCACGAGAGAAUAAAGAGAAAGGCAGAGUACAGUGAAGAGCAGAAGAAAAACAUAAAAGACUUUAUAUCCGCAUUAAACAAAGUAGACACAACCGACGAUCUUUUCCAGAAAAAGAAGGAGGAGGAAGUAGAGGAGGAGAACCAAGACGAAUUCCUGACAGACUACAUUCUAAAAGGAGGCUGGCAGAAAGAGGAGGAAGCCAAAGAUGAUGGGGAUAUAAAAUUCCUGGAGGAGGACAGCGAGGAAAUUGAGCUAAUUGAAGAGUUUGAUAAAGAAACAAUGCCAACUGCACAGGGGAAGUUCGCCACUGUCAAAAAAGCAUCACAGAAAAGGAAGAGAAAGGAGCUCAAAAAGAAGCUUCGAAACCGAGAGGAGGAGAAAACAAAGCAGGAGGAGAUAAAGAGGCUGAAGAAUCUGAAAAAGCAGCAGUUUGCAGAUCGGCUGGCAAUUCUAAGAAGCGUGUCUGGGCUGAGCAAAAGGCAGGCAUCAAAAAUAAAACUUGAGGAGGUCUAUAAUAAAAAGGAGUUUGACAAAACAAUGGAAAGCCUUUUUGGAGAGGAGUACUUCAAGAAAAAGGAAGAGGAGCGGCCUAAGAUCAAGGGAUACGAGGCAGAAGCGCAGGAGCUGAAACAGCUGGAGGAUUUGGCAGAGAAAGCAGAAAUGCAGCAGGACAGAACAUCAAUGAGCGAAAUUAAGAAGAUUCUCUCUGAGAUAAAGGAGAUAGGAAAGGAGUAUGCAUCUCUUAAAAAGCAAGGCGACUUUGAGUAUGUAGAAAUGCCAACGGUAAAUAUAGGGCUGACAACACGGGAGAUUCUUCUGGCAGACGACAAGUUCCUUAAAAGAAACUAUUCUAUAAAGAACUAUGCGCCCUUUAAAGACAAAUAUGAAAGAAGGUAG
Molecule: messenger RNA, 1359 nt
Organism: Nematocida ausubeli
Lineage: Eukaryota; Fungi; Microsporidia
Exons: 1
Coding region: 1-1359 (452 amino acids)
Biological process (GO): endonucleolytic cleavage in ITS1 to separate SSU-rRNA from 5.8S rRNA and LSU-rRNA from tricistronic rRNA transcript (SSU-rRNA, 5.8S rRNA, LSU-rRNA)
Cellular component (GO): 90S preribosome; nucleolus
Source: RefSeq, a predicted model, not a curated record